This is a messenger RNA of Nilaparvata lugens (brown planthopper), 1140 nucleotides long. Its product is annotated as MKRN2 opposite strand protein. Lineage: Eukaryota; Metazoa; Arthropoda; Insecta; Hemiptera; Delphacidae. The transcript is spliced from 5 exons. The record is from RefSeq and is a predicted model, not a curated record. Bases 10 to 891 code for a protein of 293 amino acids.
CAGUGAGCAAUGAGCAUGGCUGUAAGCUGUGACUUCCUGUGUUCUGAAUUACGCGCCAGGUGUAACUUGAAUACUGGAGGCGAUAGUGCAUUCGUCCAUUGUUGUUGUAAUAAAGAGUUGGUAGUAGGCGUCGGAGAUGAUCGCGGUCUCGUUGAUUAUUUGUUGAUAGUUAGCAGUCGCACAGCGCAGAGACUCAAUCAACACACAGUUCUCCACUACUUGGCUGUUGGCUGUGUAAUGGACUCGGAUGCAGGUAUAAUCUGUGUGGAGCACUGCGGUCCGCGAGUGUUCUGCUUCCAGCUGCCCGAGAAUUGCCCGGCUUGUCGCACUCGGUUGGACCACAGCCAGGCGGCUCUGCUGCCUUUCAGAGUUCCUUAUCCAUUUGUUCGAGCUUCACAACAUCCAUGUGCAGUCGUCAUCAAACCUACAAACGGAGACUUUCUAAAUGAUUACAAGGUAUCAAUGGAUUUACACAUUGGUGUCACCAAUUCAAAGGGCCAUGUGGUGGAAUUUGAUAAGGGUGGCCUCCAUAGGGAUAGAACAGCACUGUGGAACCAAUGUCUGAUAGUCAGUCAGAUGACUGCAGAGCCAUGGAUUGAGCACUGGGACACAACUCUGGAGACCCUGUCAAAAGAAGAUUGUUGGACACCUCAGAGGUAUCAUGAAGAAACAUUCAAUUGCUACACAUUUGUGCUGUCAUUCCUGCGCUGCCUGAGGGAUGGCAGUUUGAGCGAAGCAGCUGUGAGCCGCGUCAAGUUUUGUGAAGCUUUUGUUUCCCCCAGAGCCACAGUGGCAUGCAAGUAUAUAGCCCUGUACAGAAGACUCAAAGACAGUGGUUACUAUGUGUGUCGUAAUUCCAAGUCAAACAAAAGUAUCCCCACUGUUGUUUAGUAAAUUAUUGUAUUAUAUAAACUCUUAGUUUAUAAAAAUGCUACUGUGGUUGAGACAACUGUGUGGUUAGUCACUUCAAAACUGAAAUAUUGAUAUUUGUAGACUUGAAUUUGUUAGUUUAUUAUUUGUACUUUUUGAUAGUUUUAUGGUUGUAUAUAUUGAACUGAAGAUAUAAAUUUACUGCUCAUUAUAUUAAUGAGAUGUCAUAGAAGAAUCACAAAUUAUUUCAUAUUAAAAGGUAAAAUGUUU